AUGGCCCACAUCCACGUGGCCGCCCUAGAUGCCGACAUUCCCUGUCUCUCCGUAUACAAAGCGCGGGGUCUGUACAGCUCACAAUUCCGAGUUCUCCUCCAAGCAGCUGCACAACGCCUGAACAACGACACAGAAACAUCCCUACCACACAUUGCCAUCCAUGUAACGGCCUUCGACGUCGUGGGAGGAUCCCUCCCACCCCUGGAGAUUCUACGAACUAAACCCCGGUCCUCCGCUGAGCCUCUCGGCGGACUGGGUUCGAUAGAUGCAAUCCUCAUCACAGGAUCAGCAUCUUCAGCCUACGAGGACCUCCCCUGGAUCCACCAAAUGAAGUCCUUUAUCCAAACAGUACACACCGACUACCCACACGUGAAGCUCUUCGGGUCCUGUUUCGGACACCAAAUAAUCGCACAAGCCCUCCUCAGUACCAAAACAGACCCAACUCAUCCAACCUUCCACGUCGCACCCUCGCCCGCUGGCUUCGAAAUGGGCAUCCAGCCCAUCACCCUAUAUCCCUCAUUCACAGCACACUUCCCGCCUCUCGCGGGCCAGCAUCCAUUCCGCAUCCAGCUCAUCCACGGUGACGAGGUCGUCCCAACGCCCGAAGCCGCAGCUGCAGCUGCAGCUACGCAUCAGAGCGAUAUCCAGCUGCCCACGCCGUGGUCAAGCAUCGGACGCAGUGCGCAGUGCCUUACCCAGGGACUCUAUAACCCAGGCCGGGUACUGACAUACCAAGGCCAUUUCGAGUUCGAUACAUUCGUCAACACAGAGCUUGCGCUGGAGUUCGGGCGUCGGGCGAACUGGCCGGCGGCUGAUGUGGCAAGGUAUUUGGAGCUGAUUAACCGUUCCCGGGUUCCUGGAAAGGAAGACGAUGAUUCGGCCAAGGCAGCUGCCGAAGCGGUUGUGCUGUUCUUUGUCGGGGCGGAUGUGGGGGUUAUGACAGUUGGUGCUGAGAAUGGCAUGCUUACGCCACCGUUGGUUUAA
Molecule: messenger RNA, 984 nt
Organism: Penicillium bovifimosum
Lineage: Eukaryota; Fungi; Ascomycota; Eurotiomycetes; Eurotiales; Aspergillaceae
Product: type 1 glutamine amidotransferase
Exons: 1
Coding region: 1-984 (327 amino acids)
Cellular component (GO): nucleus; cytosol
Source: RefSeq, a predicted model, not a curated record